Molecule: messenger RNA, 3453 nt
Organism: Pelobates cultripes (western spadefoot toad)
Lineage: Eukaryota; Metazoa; Chordata; Amphibia; Anura; Pelobatidae
Source: the annotation of a GenBank genome assembly
AUGUCCAAGAAGGAUGUGACUUGUUUCUGGAUCGUACUGCUCCUGUGCCAAGAGCUACGGACCGACCCGAUCGCAGAGAUGGGACCAUCCUCCGGUAUCCUUAUUCAAGAGACACCAGGGUUCAUCUUAACAGAGAAGAGGAUCCUGACCAGACGUGUGUUCGUCAGCUUGGACCCCAAGAUUUCCAUCGAGAAGGCAUACAACAUUUCAUCGAUGCAGCUUCCUGAGUUACAGACUUGGUACCAGAUGCACCUCCAAAGAGCACAGGACCGUGUGCGAAACAUCUUGGAGCAAGCCCGGAAACCAUUUGUAUCCAGUUCUAUUCCGAUGAGCAACCGACCCAAAAGGUUCCUCACCGCUAUAAUUGUUGCAUUAGUUUGUGCCACUGUCGGUGCAGUUGUCGCAACUGGAAUGUCUGCAGCCAACUCUAUUACUGUCCAAAAGCUGGAUAUGGAAAUCUAUGCGCUAAAGCAACACAUUAACAAUAUUCAUCAGGUGAUAAACCAGCAAAGAACACUUCUCCAAGACGUGUUAACUAUUGUGGAAGACACAGUUGUUACAACAAAUUUGCAUUCGGAAUUAAUUGCCAAAUCCACUGAGUUGCACCAAAGUCAUGACUUAUUUAAGCGUGAACUUUUAUUUCUGCAUGACCCAAUAUUGUUCCACACACUUGCUUUUCUUGACGAAGUGCAAACUGGAAUGAUCGAAUUGGCAGGGGGACGCAUACCUCUGUAUUUUGUAUCCAAGGAUAUUGUUCAUGCGAUGCUUGCCAAUGUGGAUAGAGAGACAAUUGAGCCUAUGCAAUUAAAUCUGGCCUUUGAGAUGGGGAGCGCUAUACCUCUCUUAAUUGAUCCGGAACGUAUGGAGAUUUGCUUUUUAUUGACCAUACCAUAUGUAACUCCCAAAGACAUUUUUCAAAUGAAAAUAAUGUACUAUGCUAAUAAUGAUAUUAUGGUUGAUUGUACUAAGUGUAAAGUUCAAAACUUUUACAGGUACAAAUAUAUACAGAAAUGUUCAUUCCACGUACGGGCCUAUGUUAGAAAUGAUGUGAUUGCACAAUAUGUCUGAUAACUUCUAUAGUGCUUAUUCAUAAGCUAAAUUAAUUUUGGCUAUGAAAUGCACUAAAGGGGGGUUAUGUCAGAGUAUUUAUAUCGGCAGACAUCUUGUGCUAUGAUAGAAACUAAAAGUGUAUAUUCUGAGUCACUCUGAACAGACCAGACUCCAUUUUGUUAUUCCAAGUUAACAGAAAGACACUAUAUUUCUAUCUGUAAGCUAACCACUUUCCCAGAGCUGAGGAAUGCAUAGUAUAAACAAGUGAUAAGGAAGGGGGUUGGACAGACUGUCUAAUGCUAAAAGAAUAUAAUCAAAUCUAAACCCAGACAAUUGUGACAGAGAAGAUUAAAUAAUUUAAUAUUUAACUGUCUAUAUAUAUAAGGUACCAUUGUAUGGAAAAGUGUAAACUUAGUUCAUGAUCUGUCAUAUCAGAAAUUAUGGCAGGAAUUGCAGACGCUAAGUCUGGACAAAACUUUAAGAAACCCUUUGAAAUUUGAAUUAUGACCACUAUCUAGAUAGGCCAAAAUGACGUCAAAAUAGCCACCAGGAAAAGUUAACUCUUUCCUGGAUAGGUAUGUUUAGUGGGACAAGACUGCCCUCUACAGACCAAAUAACUAAUUUGCGAUCUGGAAGAUAACCACACCUCUAGUGCUUCUAUUGGGUUAUCAACUGAUGACGUACAGAGAGUCUGGCCCUUUAAAAGUUAAGACAAAGGGAAGAUAGAAAGAGACAAGAGAUACAAGACGAAGGAGGCAGAUGCAAGAUAUGCAAAGGAGAGAAAAGAGAGGAAUUGGAAGUUUGGGGACUCCAACCUCCAUGCAGAGACACAUCCAAAUAAAUUCCUGAGACUACCAAUCGGAUGAAAUAUCUACUCAACUGGUAAUUAUACUGGUUUCAUUUAAUUAAAUUAAAUUAAUUAAAUUAUAUUAAUAGCAUUAUAUAUGACUGGAUAAAGCACGGUCAGAUUUCCAUAUUAAGAAAUCUUAGUUAACUAAGAAUAUAUAGUUAUAAACAUUCCAUUCUGCAGGUGGAAUUAAGAAUAAUUAUAUAUUGAUGUGAUAUUAUCACGUGUUAGCAUACCGCUGUUUUUAUCCAGGUGUAUUGAUUUGCUCUAAAUUAAGAUAGAUAUCUUUUAGACAAAUUAAAAAUCUGCUUAUAUAAUGUAGUAAAUUAUCUUAUUGGAUGGGUUAAGAAAAUGAAUUUAAACUGGUUUAAAUGUUAUUUUAUUUAAAAAUUACAUCAGAAUAGAUCUUAACUAACUAGGAGAUCUAGCCAGCAUUGAAAGGGUUAUUCUAACUGUCGGCUAAACUUUACGACCUUACGCUGCACUCUGAGGAAUUCUGUUCUUCGAUGUGGAAAGUUUCACUUUCAGCCUGUGUUAAAGAUAGUAAUAAAUAAGUCUUGACAGAUAAUGCUGUUUAGCCAUUGUAACGUAAUACCCAUUUCUUUGUAUUGCAUACCAAUUUAUACUGAAUAUUCAUUGAUUAUUGUCACGCAUGUUACAUAAUAUUAUUUAUUAAUUAUUGGUUAUCAUAAAUAAAAUCUAUUUUUAUAUAUUGUGAUUAUUUAUAUGAAAUACUUUUCACUUAACACGAUAAACGUUCUUUGGGAUCUGAGAAUUGAAUUAGUGGGCAAUUCUCACUGUUACUAUUAUUAUCCCAUAAAUAUCCCCACAAAACCAGAAGUCCGGAGGUCACAGCUAAGGUCUACAAAAUGGCGGACUGCUCACGCAAUGCAGACAUAUGCAAUGCCAGAAAAGAAACAGAACUCCAACUCACGUAUAUCUUUGGAUUAUUCUGGGAGAAGCUGGAGGCACUGCCAGACAGCACAAUACAGGACUCGACACGGGAAGUCAAAGAGAGGGAAAGGGAAACCCCCCAAGAACCCACUUCCAAGGCGGCCAGGCACCGAAAAAGAGCCGGCCUGAAAGCAGCAGCAUGGAGACCCACUACAAGAAGACACGCCCAAGCCAAUGGGACACCAGUGAGUAAUCAACAAAAGCUGCAUCGCAUACAAGCAGUGAUACAGCGAAGGCCCCGGAAAGGCACGGCCCACCGCAAUCGACAGACGACGGCGGAGCACAAGGCCAAACAUAGAGGCAGCAACAGAGCAACUGCAGGGGACCAACUGCAGCCCACAACCACUCCUAAAAAGAAGGCCCAUAUAACCUACCGAUCCAGCAAGCCAGACCUCCACAACUGGAUGGCUCUCCCCUGCACUCCCGGCUGCCGAGGGCGAGACACAGACCACCACAACAGGACACCACUGAGAUCCCACCGGGCAUCGGCUGACCGCCAUAAUCCUUGGGCAGCCGCACAAACUCUGAGACUGCAGCCUCUUUCAAAGGCGUUUACAACUCAAAGUCUUAGGGGACAACCACACACACUUACAACUAAAUGA